AUGUGGAGGCAGGUUGUAUAGGAUUAAAGACUGAUAAAUAGAAAAAGAGGAGAGUGAGCUGAGAGAGCGCUGUGGGCAGAUUAGAGUAUAAAGACCAGGAGACACAAGCCGUCUGUCUUUUAUUAACUCUGAGCAGGUAAGCUGGAGUUUAGGCGUGUAGGUGCUUACAUAGCAUGAACAAGUGGACACCAGUGGACCAGGACACCAGUAAAUUCAGUAGUAAAGGGUUUUGAAAGAAAAAACAAUUCCGGUCCCUGUCACGAUUCCAAUUUCAGCACAUCAGUCCUGCCUACUUCUUUAAAAAGUCCAACCAGUCCAAACCUGCAGAACGUUUGAUAAAUCCCAGCAUUCACUUCCUCAGACACGCCCGUCUGCCCUCACAGACAUUUUGUUUGCAUGGUGGUCUUUUCAAUCCCGAUCCCUGCUACUGCGCAGAACCUUGACCAUACCCAUCUGCGUCUGGAGAGAUUUUGAUUAGUUCCACCUAAUCCUGCAGUUUGAAAUGUCUCCUCCCACAUUAGUUUCCAGCUACCCAUUAUAUUUUCAGACAAACCUUGUAGACCUAUUCAUCAGAACUUUACAAAAUAAUGUUUCAAAACCAGUAAGACUAGGGAUGGGUACAGAGAAGCGAUAUGUAAUUGGGUGAAUACCGGACUACCGAUAAGCUUCAGGACAAAUGAUAAGGUUUUUUCGAGACUUGCUUUGUUUUAUCUGUGCAUACUUUGGUGUUAAUGGCGAUUUAGAAGCUGCAUUUUCCAUGUGCGAUGUGUGUUCGUGCGCAGGCAAUCGGUCAUAGUGUGGGCUCACGUUACAAAACUAAGCGACACCAGUGUCACAAUUCGAUAUAUACAGUAGUGUGAUAGUGAACAAUGGAGGCAGCACUAGUACUAUGACGAAACCUUUACAAACAAAACACACCUAUCUCAAACAAUACACUCCAUCUCAAGCAAUGUGCUGUAUUUACUAUGUCUCCGUCAUCUCCAACUGCAACUCUCCUGCCUCAGCUUCGAGCAAAGAUUCUUCUGUCUGCCUCGAGGAUGAGAGAAUAAACAUGGAUACACUUAACUGGACGUCUAACAUCGCACAUACAAAUGGCCAAUCUAAUAGCAGCUCCAGUCGCUUUGCCAGCUGGGUCACGUUUGAUGAUGAUGAUGAUGGUGUGGAGGAGCAAGACUACCAACAUACCUCCAAAACAUCCAACAUUAGGAUUGGCCACUCCAACAGUUUUCGUUUACAGGACACCAACAGCAACUUGAUCGUGUCCUCCAUCCAAAACCAGAGUACAAACAGACACAUUCUGGAUUUAACCCCAGAUGGAACGGAUUCUGUGUUUGACUUUGAGAGCCCACUGUUAAACAGCAGCACACCUUACACCAAGAAGAAUCCCUUUCUGCAUGAGGAUUUUUCAAACAUCCCACCCUCUCCUAUUAACCCUUUCAGUGCCUAUUUUAAUAAGACAUCAUCUAACAGCCAUGAAACCCAGGAGACUCCACCGGUGUCCUUGUUCAAUUCCCCUGCGCCUCAUAUUGCCACCCAAAAAGACUCCUUCCUUUUCUUUUCCACCUCAAGGAGUUUAGAUAAUGAGAGUGAGACUAGAACUUAUUCCUCAGGUAUCCUUCAAGAUGACCUAGAUCAGUACAAAAACAUGCAAAACUCUAAUUCUGACCAGGAACCUUCUGUACCAGAUGAAUCUGAGAAUGCAGGGGACGACGAGAGGAUUCCAUACGAGCCUGCUCACAUGGCUCCUCGAGAUGGUUGGCCAAUGCUCCUGCGCAUCCCAGAGAAGAAGAACAUCAUGUCCUCUCGACACUGGGGGCCAAUCUUUGUUAAACUUAGCGAUGCUGGUAAGCUGAGGUUAUACUACGAGAAAGGCCUGGAAAAACACUUUAAGGAGUUCCAGCUCAACACACAACUUGAGAUCUCCGAACACAAAAUGCAGCACUAUGAAGACAGCAGCCGUGUCCAUACUCUCAUUUUAGACCAGGUGGUAUACAAGGAGAAGCGGAAGAUCCAGCCAAAAGUCUGUGUGGUUCACAUCCCUGUGAAGGAGCAAGUGGUAAAGCUGGGGACAACGGACUACCAGGAUUUUCUAAGCUUCAGGAAUGCUUUGCAGGAAAAACUGGCGGUGAUGUCGGCCGAUGCGGACGCCAUCACCUCACCUGUGCCUUACGCCGAAGAGGAGAUUCAGGUCGAAGUUGUCGAUAGCUUUUACGGGGUUCUGUCUAAAGGAGACAACCGUAUUUUACAGCAGCUGAUAAAGACGCGAGUUUCCGUGCUCGCCUUUUUAACAGGCUCACCCCGUUGCCAGUUAGGCCUCAACGAUCUCCAGGUGAAAGGGAAAGAGGUGGUUUCCCGUCAUGACAUCAUCCCCAACACUACCACGCGCUGGAUCCGUCUGCGCGAUUGCCGACUGCACGAAUGCGCAGACGAAUCCGAGUUUACGGAAUCCAGGACCAUCUCCUUUGAGCCCCCAUCCGGACGAAGAUUUGAGCUUCUGCGUUUCCAGACAGCGUACGCAGAGAAGACUCUGCCGUUUACCUUGAAAACAGUGGUCAGCGUUCGGGGUGCUGAGGUGGAGCUACAGUCCUGGCUUGUUAUGUCGACAGGGUUUUCAUCCAAUAGAGACCCUUUAAUGUUAAUUCCAUGUGAAAACGUGGCUGUCCGUUACCCCAUUCCUGAUAUAUGGGCAAAGAACUUCCGCAGGGAGAGUGUGACAGGGGAAAAGUCCUUAAAGGCAUGCUUUAAUAAAGGAGCUAGUUUUGGUUCCACCAGCACUUCAGGGUCAGAACCAGCUAUGCGGAUUACUCUGGGCACUGCCAAGUACGAACAAGCUUUCAGAGCUGUGGUGUGGAGAAUCGGACGACUGCCAGACAAAAACUCAGGGUUGGGUCACCCUCACACCUUUUUCUGCCGUUUGGAGCUGGGCUCUGACUGGGAGGUGCCACACAUGUUCCAGAGCAUGGUGGAGGUGGAGUUCGACAUGCCUGCUGCUUCAGCUUCCAAGACCACUGUCCGAUCUCUGUCUGUCCAAGACCGGGCUGAGCUGAAGAAGUGGAUCUCUUACAAAGCACAUUACUCUUACCAGGUGGAGAUCGAGCAAAAGAACGAGCGUUUGAUGGAGAACCAGGAGCAGGCAGGCCGGUGUGCUCAGCAGUGAGAAGGGAGUCUCUGAUUUCACCUUCUGUUGGGUUAAACGUUGCACUUUGAAUGAAUGAUGAACACUGAACCAUUAUAAAAAAAAAAGGACUGAGGAUCAUAGAUGAGGUUCGGACAUAUUUGGCAUCAAUGACUAAAGUGAAUGAAAUUGGAAAUAAGAUUCGUAUGUGUUAUGAAACUCAUUUUAUAGCUGUAGGUUCAGGACACACAAACCUUUCAGGACAACUGAGUAUGUUCAGUUCUUAAAGCAAAGCAAAAUAUACAGCCUAUGCAAUUUACAGUAGUGUACAAACAUCUUGGCUUUAUUAUUUAUUAUAUAAGAUCUAGUGUCAUUCUGUUAUAAAAAAUGUAAUCUGACACUGGAGACUCCUUCUUACAUUCUACAAUAAUGAGCUGCUGUUACAGAAAAUCAUUUCACAACUUCUGACCAAUCAGAAGGGAGAAUUUAAAAGCAAUGCGUUCGAAAUUUCAGUGUUAAUAAUCCACGUGCAACAUGAACCCGUGCAGAUAAACGUGUUUGAGUUAAGGAUGGGCGGCUUUGAACCCGAGGAAAAAAUGUAUUUAUAUAAUAUAGUAAAUCAUUGUAUUAUGUAAUAUUGUUUUAUCAGGGAUCCUUGAUGUUGCCAAGUAUUUUUAAGAUGCACAUCAGAUGUUUGUACAGUACUGAAUUACUGAAAAAGCAUGCUGUGUAAUUGAGCUUCACUUUGUGGUGUACACGUGAUAACGGUCUUCUUUACCAUUCAGUAGUUUGGUGUCAAAAGCAGCGAGGAAUCACAGGAAUUACAAGUCUGAAUUAGCAGGGAUUCAGUCUGCGUUAAAAAAAAGACAAAAAUAUGAAGUCGUUAAGCGA
Silurus meridionalis is the source of this 4006-nucleotide messenger RNA. It is a transcript of the gene ston2, whose product is annotated as stonin 2. Gene Ontology annotation, biological process: regulation of endocytosis; synaptic vesicle endocytosis; clathrin-dependent endocytosis. Gene Ontology annotation, molecular function: clathrin-cargo adaptor activity. The record is from RefSeq and is a predicted model, not a curated record. Gene Ontology annotation, cellular component: AP-2 adaptor complex; synaptic vesicle. NCBI's taxonomy places the organism in Eukaryota, Metazoa, Chordata, Actinopteri, Siluriformes, Siluridae. The coding region runs from base 890 to 3157 and encodes 755 amino acids. The transcript has 4 exons.